Pyrus x bretschneideri (Chinese white pear) is the source of this 1994-nucleotide messenger RNA. Its product is annotated as UDP-glycosyltransferase 708G1-like. The record is from RefSeq and is a predicted model, not a curated record. The transcript is spliced from 3 exons. Lineage: Eukaryota; Viridiplantae; Streptophyta; Magnoliopsida; Rosales; Rosaceae. Bases 445 to 1869 code for a protein of 474 amino acids. Gene Ontology annotation, molecular function: UDP-glycosyltransferase activity.
CCAGAAAUAAUUAAUACAUUUCGAGAAUCAUGAAAAUUAAGAAUACCAAAAUUUCAGUUCGAGAUUGUUCUUCAAAUUCCCAUGCUGAAAAUUUUCAAUUUGGAAUUCGAUAUACCAUGUUCGAUUUGGAAUUCCAUACCGAAUCGCCUCUACUUACAAAUAAAAGAUAAAUAUUUAUCCACCAGAUUCUCUCUUUAGAUCUGAAAUUUUCGCGUCCUUCCCCUGAUCUCGUUGAUCUUCCUCGUCUCCGAGCUCGCGUUCUCCCUCCUAGGUCGCGAUCUCCCUCUGAAAACAGCCAUGGAGGUUGGAGUCUGAAUCUUCUCUCAAAACCUGAUAGUGUGAAGUGCAGCAGACACACCAGGCACUGCCACUCCUCCUGAGACUCCUCCUCACUAUCAGCCAGCCAUUGUUGCGGUCUAGACCAAACUCCAACUCCAAACAUCAAUGUCGGACUCCGGCGACUUCCUCCACAAAACUCAUGUCGUUCUAUUCCCCAGCGCCGGCAUGGGCCAUCUCACUCCCUUUCUACGACUUGCCGCAUUACUGCUUUCCCAAAACCAUUGCCCCCUGACUCUCACCCUCAUCACCACCCACCCCACAGUCUCACUCGCCGAGUCGUCACUCAUCACUCGCUUCCUCUCCGCCUUCCCCGACCGAGUCAGUGAGCUCGAGUUCCAUCUCCUUCCUCUAGACCCUUCAACGGCCAAAUCCACUGACCCUUUUUUCGUCAGGUUUGAAGCCAUCCGCCGCUCUGCAUACCUCCUCACUCCUCUGCUCUCUUCUCUCUGUCCGCCUCCCUCCGCCAUUAUCUUCGACAUCAGUUUAAUCUCCCCGGUUAUCCUCGCCGUCGAAAGCCUCCCUUUUCAUGUCCCUGCCUACGUUCUUGUCACCACCUCCGCCAGAAUGUUGUCUCUCUUCGCAUCUUACCACAAAUUAGCUUCCUCUUUAACAGAGCUCACGGACGAUGGUGUUCUUGAAAUCCCCGGCAUCAGUCCGCCAAUUUCCAAAUCGUCGAUUCCUCCAUUGCUUCUGAAUCCAAACAGUUUUUUUUCGAGUUUGUUCUUGGAUGACGGUCCAAAGCUCAAAAAUUUGAAUGGGAUUCUGAUCAAUUCGUUUGAAGAGCUGGAAGCAGAGGCAUUGGGCGCGCUUAAUGGCGGGAAAGUGAUUACGGCUGAUGGGUUGCCACCAAUUUUUUCUGUUGGGCCUUUUGUGCCCUGUGAAUUUGAGAAGCUGCAGGGAGACGUCGGUGAUGGCGAUCGAUUGAAGAGGUGGCUGGAUGAACAGCCUGAUGGGUCGGUGGUGUAUGUGAGCUUCGGAAGCAGGACAGCUCUGUCGACGGAACAAAUCGGAGAGGUGGGAGAAGGGUUGGUGAGAAGUGGGGUUAGGUUUUUGUGGGUGGUGAAGGAGAAGCUGGUUGACAGGGAGGAGGAAGAUGAGGGUAAUUUAAUAAAAGUGAAGGGGAGGGGGGUUGUAGUGAGAAGGUGGGUGGAGCAAGGAGAAAUCUUGGGGCACAAGGCGGUGGGUGGGUUUGUGAGCCAUUGUGGGUGGAACUCGGUGGUGGAGGCGGCGUGGAACGGAGUUAGGGUUCUGGCUUGGCCGCUGAAUGGGGAUCAAAAGGUGAAUGCAGAGGUGGUUGUGAGGAGUGGGGUUGGGAUUUGGGACAAAACUUGGGGUUGGGGUGGUGGUGAUCGGAUUGUGGUGAAGGGGCAAAUGAUUGCUGAUAAGAUUAGAGAAUUGAUGGAGAGUGAAGAUCUGAGGGUGGAAGCUGAAAGGGUUGGAGGAGAGGCUAAGAGGGCCGCCGGAGCCGGUGGUGGCCGGGACAAAAUGUUCAAGCAGCUAAUUGAGAAUUGGAAGAAGCAACAUGCAUGAGGCAUGUCUUGGCAAGCUUUCUCUGUUUUCUCAGUCUGGUUUCUGUUUCAGUAAUAAAGGCAAAGCAAUUUUCUUAUGAAAAUUAUGUGUCCUCAAUACAAUAAGAAAAUUAUGUGUUCUCAAUA